CUUUCUGAAUGUGUUCAUCUGUGCUGCAUGCAUACACAUUCUGACCUGAUAGUGACAUUUAGAAUAGGAUUGUUUCUUUACAAUAUUGUAUUUAAAGAGUUGCCACCUUUUAAUGUUCAAAUUGAUUUAAAUCACAUCCAAAUCUUAUUGUCCAUUGAGGUCUUUUUCAUGUAGUGAAAUGCUGUUUCCUUGUGGUUGCAUGUUGUGGCGUGGAUGUCCUGUAGGUGGCAAUGUGCAACUUCUUACCUAUUUCUUUAAACCUGAAAUGUCAUCAGUAAAGGUAUGUUUUGCCAUGAAACAUCACUGAUUAAUCAGCUUACACAGAAAUGUGGAAUUUUUUUAUGUUGUGGUAAAAAGUACCAUCUGGUUUUUCCUAACAGAGAAACUGCCUGUCUUUGUGUGACUCUGAUUAGUUCCUAUUAAGCAAAGAGAAGACAGCAUCUCCCAUAUUAGUGGUCCAGCAUUACAGUGUGUGUGUCCAGCUGCUCAGAGGACACCACAUCUGACAAAGAGCUCUUGUCUGAUAAUUUGGGACAAGCUAAUUGAAGUCACACAGACACACAGAAGAGUUUGAGGCCGCAAGGUCCCUAAAUCUGCUGCUUCCUAAUUCAAGUCAUAUCACAGUCCCAACUUCUCAUCAGGUAUAAGGCCGCCGUGGGACAACAUGAAGAGGCUUUGUGUGCUGCUGCUAAGCGCUACCAUUGUUAUGGUUUCCUCUGGAGUGGAGAGGAAAAACAAGAAUGUCAUCGACUUUCUCGAGAUUUUGAGGAACGUCUACUAUGAAGUGUUUGAAAGAUUCCAGCCGUACAUCAUCAACAGAGACGUGGAGGUAAACUCUGUUCAAGAGCCGAGCCACCCAAGGGACUUUACCACUAUCCAGCAAGCUGAGGACCAACCUGUCAGUGAGGGAGCACAGGAGGCUCCAGUGGUCUUCACCAAGUGUGGCCAGGUCAGGGGAGUAACUGUGGAAAAGGCACAUAUUUUCUAUGGGGUACCAUAUGCAGACCCCCCUGUUGGGGCUUACCGAUGGAAACCCCCCAGACCCCUGAGCUCUUGGCAGGAGGUUUACGAAGCCACUUUCCCACGGGCGGCAUGCAUGCAGGUCUGCAGUGGACCCAUCACAGAUGAGUGCCCAAAAAUGGUCAGUGAAGACUGUCUCUUCCUCAACAUCUUUGUACCUCGGAGUGUGGACUUCAGUGAGCCUGUGCGGCGCCCCCUGCCUGUCAUGGUGUGGAUCCAUGGUGGGGAUUUUAUUGCUGGCUCUGCCUCCAAACCCAUCUAUGAUGGACGCUUCAUUAGUAACUUCACCAACACAGUUGUUGUCAACCUGGAAUACCGACUAGGUGCGUUUGGGUUCCUGGUUUCGGGCAAAGAUCCUCAUACGUCAGCCACAGGGAAUUAUGGGAUUUUGGACCAGCAGAUGGCUCUUCUUUGGGUCCAGCAGAACAUUGCUAUGUUUGGAGGCAACCCUAGUAAGGUGACAAUUGUUGGGGAAAGUGCAGGAGCUCAGUCGGUAAGCCUCCACCUGAUGAUUCAGAGCAGCCAGCCUCUGUUCACACAGGCCGUCCUGCAGAGCCUGCCCUUCUCCAUCCCUCUGAAGACCAGACACGAUGCCCUGAAGCUGGGAAAACACUUUGCUCAAAAGACCAACUGCUCUGUGAGCGACUUCGUCUGCCUGCUGUCUCUCAGCCCACAGGCCAUCCUCACUGCACAGAUGAAAACCAGCGCUAAGAUUAUAAAUCCGUUUCGGUUUCUGGAGGCUUUUGAAACGUGGGGUCCGUUUAUAGACGAUGAGCUGAUCAAAGAGCAGCCAAUCACUGCCUUUCAGAAGGGCCACUGGCAAAACGAGAAGCCAGUGCUGAUGGGUACAACCUCAGAGGAAGGUGUGCUCUUUGUGUUUGCCUUUUUCAACAAGCCAGUUUCUGCCUUGGAGAGCGUGGUGUACGUCACCGCUAUCUUCAAACAGCACGCUCUGAGGGUCCUGCACAAAUACCUGCCCCUGUACAAAGAUGCCGACCGCAGGACUAUGCUUGCUCAGAUUGUCACAGAUUAUGUGUUCCUGUGUCCAUCACGGAGGUCGGCGCGGGCAGGCACAGUAGCUGGCAGCCACCUGUGGAUUUACACGUUUGACCAUGUGGCGUCAGACCACAGUGUGUGGUCAGGUCUCACCUUCUGUUACCAGCAUGUCUGCCACGGUGCUGAGCUGCCCUUCCUUUUUGACUCCGCCCUAGUGGCCAACUACACUCUGUCCUUAGCAGAGAAGUUAUUCUCCAAUCGGAUGCUGUGCUACUGGGGAGCCUUCACCCACACAGGGGACCCAUCUUCCAGGGUUCAACAAACGGCUUUCUGCCGGGAGCAACGUCUGCCUGUGUGGCCACAAUACUCUGACACCAGUGAGUGGCUCGUCAUGAACCUGACGGUGCUGUUACAUGCACAGGUGGAAACCAGAAACCACAUAUGCGACUUCUGGGACCAGCUUGGAAUCUACUGAUGCCAAAACAACUUACAUGUUUUCAGUGACAAAUUGUACUUUAACAGUUUUAAAAAUUUCUAAAAUUGUUUUGUGAAAAUUAUGAGAAAAACCUCAUACUUACUCUUUUAAAUUUAGUGGAAUUUGUAUAAAUGUGUAUUUAUGUUCGUGUUUAAUUAGCAGAUCAAUCUGUACUUGAGCUGUUUGAUAAACACACGCCUUUGCCUUUCUUUAACUGGCAAGUUUUCUGCUUCACAAAGCACUAAAAGAAGCCUGUUUAUGGUGAAAAGUAUCAAGGACAAAGCCUAGGCUCUGAAUGUGACACAUUAAAACAAUAUUGUUAUCCAAAAGACGAAAAUAUAUCAAUUGCAAAAUAAAAAAUAAAUUCCACAUUUUUUGCGGU
This is a messenger RNA of Oryzias latipes (Japanese medaka), 2873 nucleotides long. NCBI's taxonomy places the organism in Eukaryota, Metazoa, Chordata, Actinopteri, Beloniformes, Adrianichthyidae. The record is from RefSeq and is a predicted model, not a curated record.